Messenger RNA from Necator americanus (New World hookworm), 1638 nucleotides. RefSeq lists its product as uncharacterized. The record is from RefSeq and is a predicted model, not a curated record. Lineage: Eukaryota; Metazoa; Nematoda; Chromadorea; Rhabditida; Ancylostomatidae. The transcript is spliced from 10 exons. The coding region runs from base 1 to 1638 and encodes 545 amino acids.
AUGGAUAGUGGGCGGGCUUUAAAGGAAACCAAAGAUCUUACGAGGACAGCACGUUGCCUUAUCAAAGCAAAGAAACUCGAAGAGAAAUCACCGAUACUAAUUAAUGCUUUUGCUAUUGCUGGAUCGGAACUAAACUCCAAAUUAAAGGACAGAAGGCCGUGGUUGAGGAAUGUCGUUAGACUCAAUUUACGAAAGUUUGGAAGAAAGCGUAGAUCUAGAUUAUUCUCGGAUGGUGAAAGUUUGAGAGUGCGAAGAAGUCCACACAGGCUAAUUGCUUCAAACAUUUUAAAAUCGGACGCUGAAUUCCUCGAGGUGAGCCAACAAAAAGUAGCUCCGGCGCUUCUGGAAGCUACCACAUCCAGCCCAGCACAUAAGUUAUCAACUUUGUUCGUUUCCCUGUUUUCCAAAGUCUCUGCAUCCGAAUUACCGAAAAAAUGGUCUACCACAUACAAGAAGAUGUUAGAACUACAAAAGAAGCUAGAAGAGAAUGAAAAGCUGCCUGGAGCACGAGUUUACGAUGCGGCCAUCUAUGAUCUCGUCACAAAUGAUCGUAUUUCGACCGAACAUAGUAACAAAAGUGUGCCUUUCAUCCCUCCUUUUUUGAAAGAUGUUAUGGGAGUUGUUAACUCCUUUAGUGGAGGUGAAAACGCUCGAAUACUCAGUCCACGUCUGGCACCACUCAUGCCGUCGAAGGAAAGAUCUCGCGGUUUGCUUUCUCCGGCAGUGUUUCCCUUCUAUAAGGAUGAUUCAGAGCAACAGAUUUUACCUAUUCCAAAGGUUCUGGAAGACAGCGGCUUAAACGAAAAGGAUCGUGAAAAUGUAUUAGAGAUGAUUAUUGAGGUUUCCGGAGCACGAGAAACUGUGGAUAAUGCUAUGAAGGUACUAAAUCAUCUAAGUUCGCUUGGUAUCGGCGAGGAGUUGUUAAGCGCGAGCGAAAAGAUAGGCGAAAGCUUUGAAGCUUUGCGUGCUUCCUUCAACAAUGUCCAAAAGAAGGAUUUGGAUCAGCGAGGCUUCACAUUCAUGGAAGUAGAACAGAUGCGGAAAUUACACAAAAGUCAAGGAUUGAAGGAGCCAGAAAUUGAUAUACAAAUAGAACAUUAUGCUGCUUUGCCAAAAUCGAAACGAAUGAAGGCAUUAUGGGAGACAGUUUCUAAUAUUGCAGGAAUCCAUAAGCGUAGAUCAAAACGUCAAGGACUAGCGUCGCCCUCCAUUUUACAGCCUACCGUGCUUAGCCCCUACCAAUUUGCACCAGUGUUUGGUUUAAGCGUACUUGGUCCUGUAGUUCUAUCACCGAAUAUUUUCUCACCUUUGAUUUUAAAUCCUUCAGUGCUAGGGCCGUGGGUUCUGUCGCCGGCAAUCCCUCUCCCUUUCAUCUUAUCACCUUAUUUAUUGUCUCCAUACGUAUUAUCGCCACUGGUUAUGGCACCUUUUAUUUUGACUCCCUAUGUUUUGUCUCCGAAUGUGAUUAAUCCUUAUGUUCUUUCUCCAUUAAUCCUUAGUCCUCUAGUACUUUGUCCUGAUGUCAUAUCACCUAUGACUCUAGGCGGUGCCGUUUUGUCACCUAGUGUACUGUCACCAGCAGUUUUGUCGAAAAGCUAUUUCAUGGUGGCAGUUUUAUCGCCAUCAGUACUGUCAUGA